UGCCUAAACAUGCAUGCUUGUCUUUGUGACCUUUCGAGAUCUGAAGAAAUAGCAGAGAGGACAUCAUUAAGGAAAUGUGUUGAAGUCGUGGUAUGGAAAAAGGUUGUAGUAAUUGAGGAGGUCAGUAUAAUUUUUAGUUUGUUCCAUCUUGCUUUAAUUGUAGUUGGAUCCACAUCAAAGUUAGGUAUAGUGAAGUGACGAUAGAAACUUCGAAGUGUGUCUUGGAAUUGGGGCGUCCUAAAUUGCACAUAUCAUCAUCCUUAAUCAUGAUAUGAUGAAAUAAAACCAUAUUUUCAUGUCUGCUUCAUGCUAGAAAAUGGACUCUGACAGCGCAGAAAGCAGAGGCACCACAUAUUCUUUAUUUUUUCCCAUUCUUUAUGGUGGGGUUUAAACUUUUGUCUCUCUAUGGGCUCUUCGUAAAUAAAACAGUGGCAUUAACAACUUCUGAAAAUCACUGGUUUCACUUGUUGUUAUAUGAAAACUGUUAACAUGAUGGAUUUAUGGCAUCAGUGACAUAUAAAAUCAAGAGUCAUGUUAUUUAUUCAUACCAAUCCUAAUAAGCUAAUUUCUUUGAAAUCUGAUUACAGCACCAUUAUCCUUGGUGAUCACAUGAAACAGUAGUCAAAUAUAGUUAUGGAACCUUGAAUAUGUAUAUAUCAUAUCCAUAUUGGGAAAUAGAUGAAGUGUAAAUUGACACCGUCAUGUAUUAAAUUAUGUGCAUAUUCCUUAUUUGUAGUUGUUAGUGAAGCCUCAUCUUUAGCUUUUAGUGGAUAUCAUAUUUACCCCCAUCAUUGUGGUAUUUCAGGCCUUUUCUUUUGCUCUUCAUGUAUCAGAUUGCUUUUCUAAUGAAAAAUCACCAUUGGAGCAGUGAAUAUGAAUGAAAUAUAUGCUAAUUUGUUUAGGCUGCUAUGCAUUAUAACUGUUGUACCUAAGGUAAUGCAUGGGGACAUGAAAGUGCAGGGUUGAAAGGGAAGAAAUGUACAUAACUAACCUGUCUAAACAUGCUUGGAAAAUAAGUUGUCCUAGCUAUUUCAAGGUUGUCUACGGAUCUUGUAGCUGAGGAAUUGAGUCUUGACGGAUUUCACCAUAAUUGAGCAUUGCUUGAACACAUUCAGUAAUCAGUUUGAUGUUUAUCCUUCCAUCUGAGUACUAUUCAAUGUGUAUUAAUGAUUUAUUGGCGUCUGUGUUAACUGAACAUUUGAAAGACAGACAGAUUCAAAUUUGAGGUGUAGGUAGACGGGUUUCUGACCUGAUUAGAAUAUGCCUAAAAGGAAUUGAUUAACACACUUCAGAUAAGCUGCUGUUUUGAUAAGCUCCUGUUUCUGUAGCUAGGAUGAUACUGAAUGUCCACUUACAGCUUUCUAUAUUUGUUUCUUUACACACACGUCUGAUCUUUAAUGAUAGUUAUUACAGCUUUCAUCCAUGUUUGCUAUUUCCCAUUUGCCUUUUUUUAUCAUUCUUAUUGGUCAUCUUCACUUAUCCCAGUCAUAAACACUUAACUAUAUCACACCCAAAUUAGAGAACUUAAGGGACAAUUUAUCUGCACGAUUUAGGAAAAGAGAUAAGUUAUGUUAAGGACUUUAAUCUAAUAUAGAAAAACUUUAUGACGUGGGAUCCCACAAUGUUAGCCAGCCAAGGCUAAGUGGGUAGAUGAGGGUGUUAAGUACAUUUUCUGUACGUAUAUAUUAUAUAUCCCCCAUUGGCCUAAUUAAAUUAUCCACCUUAUAUCACAUGCUCCACCAAUGAAACCCUCAUAUGUACGUACACAUUCUAUAUAUUCCACUCAUAUGCAAGUUCUGAUGCAUUGUCAAAAAUUACUGCAAAAAUCCCCUGUGCAAUAAAGAAUCAACCCUCUGCUUUAACGAACUUCUUGCAUUAUUAUAUAUUGCCAUAAUCUGGCCUUUUGUCCUCACCAAAGAUCACAAAUUGACUUAACAAAACCCCCCUUUUCUCCAUCAAGAAUUUGCAUAAAUCUUCCUGCAUUUCAUCUUUAGUGUUUGUACACACUGGAAAAAAACAUCACAAGAAUGGCAGCAGGCAGUCCACAACCCCAUGGCCGUGCUAGCGCUAUGUGGCGGCGCUGCCUGGCAUCCGCCUUUCGGACUGCCAUGGCAUGCACCAUAAUAGGUGUAACCACUCUCUUUGGCCCCAAGUUCAUAACCAACUAUGUGGCAUUCCCCGCAUUCUCAUAUGUGACAUCCAUUCUUAUAGUAAUUGAUGCCUCAUUAGGGGACACUUUUUGCGGCUGCUGGCUGGCACUGUAUGCCACGAUGCAGGGCGUUUGCCCUGCCAUCCUUGCACUAUGGCUGAUAGGACCAGCCCAACUCACAACAACCACCACUGCAGCAGUGGUGGCUGUGAGCACUUUUGUGGUGGUGCUGCCAGUGAACACUCACUUGGUCUUGAAACGGAUUGCCCUUGGCCAAAUUGUUCUUGUUUAUGUUGUAGGGUACGCUGGAGGUGCUGAUACUCACCCCAUUAUGCAUCCAGUUCAUAUCGCGGCUAGCACCGCCUUAGGGGCAGCUGCGUGUGUUCUGGCCAUGCUGUUUCCGUAUCCAAACAUGGCCUGCUAUGAGGUGAAAGAGAAUUGCAAGCUAUGCAUUGAGAAUGCUUCUGAAAGACUAACACUGUACAUAAAGGCAUACACUGCAGAAGACAUGGCGCUGGCAAAGGGAUUAAUCUCCCAAGCCAAAUCUUUGAGUAACACAGGAAAUAAACUUCUCAAAAGCAUUAAAUCCAAGCAGGAAAGCAUAAAGUGGGAGAGAAUUCCAGUCAGGUUUUUGAAGUCCUAUAAUCAGAAGAAUCCAGAAGCAGCAUUGCUUGGCCUUGAGACAAUAUUGGGAGGAAUGAAAACUGCACUCGAGAGUUGCUCCGAAUUUCCGGUUGGGAUACUCAAUUCUGAGCUUAAAAAGGAUUUGAACAAUUUACAGGAAGAAGUUUUGAAGCAAGUGAAAGUUAUGGCCCUGGGAAACUCGAUUCAUCCUCAGUCAGAAGACACAUGCAAUGACGACAAGAAGUUCCUCCAAGCGUUCGACACAAAGACCUUCUCCAUUAUAGGCUCCAAAGAUCUGCCCUCUAUGUUCUUCUUAUUCUGCUUGAAACACCUUCUUCAUUCAAAAUCAGAGGCUAUUAGUCCGGUAGCUAAUCCUUCAAAACAAGUCCCGAAUGACUCGCAGGAGAAGAAAUGCUGGCUCUUAUCAAUGGUAUCAAGCAACGGCGCGGGGAUUAAGAUUAACAAGAGAAGACUAAUGAUGGCUCUGAAAAGCUCUCUUUCAUUAGGAUUUGCCGUGCUGUUUGGCCUGAUUUACAGCAAGGAAAAUGGAUACUGGUCGGGGCUUCCAGUUGCGGUGAGCCUCGCAUCUUCCAGAGAGGCGACGUUCAAAGUGGCGAAUAUCAAGGCUCAAGGGACGGUUCUCGGAACUGUGUAUGGAGUGCUCGGGUGCUUCAUCUUCGAAAAGUAUGCUAAUCUAAGGUUCAUAUCUCUGCUUCCAUGGUUCAUCUUUUGCAGCUUCUUGCGCCAGAGCCGAAUGUACGGGCAGGCAGGUGGAGUGUGCGCAGUUAUAGGGGGAGUUCUGAUUCUUGGAAGGAAGAACUUUGGAGAACCGAGUGACUUCGCCAUCGCCAGGAUAGUCGAAACCUUCAUCGGAUUAUCAUGCUCGAUAAUGGUGGAUGUCCUGGUGCAGCCCACCCGGGCUGCUGUCCUAGCCAAAGCCCAGCUCUCGAAGUGCUUCCAUGUUUUGCACGAAACGAUCACUUCAACCCUCGACUCCUCCAGAGAUUGCAGCGUCGAUGAUGGGAUCAAGAGGAUAAAAUCCCAAAUCAACGAGCUUGCGAAAUCCAUAGAAGAAGCCGAGUCGGAGCCCAACUUCUGGUUCUUGCCUCUCAACGUUGCAUCCUACCGCACAAUCAGAUCGUCAUUGGCUAAAGCCGCAGAUUUCUUGCAGUUCAUGAACCUCGCGCUGACGCCGCUCGAGCGUGACUUCGAGAGCACAGAAACUGAUCUGAAGGUGUUCAAAGAGGCUAUUGGUCGUGAAGUAAUGUGUUUGGAGGAGGUUAGUUUGGUAGAAUCAGUUGCAACAGUAGAAAGUGAGUAUGAGAAAAGGAGAAUGAACGCAGAUUUGGAGAUGGGAGAAUGUGCAGGCAAAUCUUGCCGUGUGAUCCGAUGGCCAGAAUGGAGUGGGAGGUCGGAAUUUCUUCUCCGGCGGCGGAAUUUGGCCGGAGAAGAAACGUUGUGUUUGGGCGCGGCGGCGUUCUGCAUGAAUGCACUGUGGAAAGAGACGAAAGAGAUGGAAAAGCAAAUGAGAGAAAUAGUGCAGUGGGAGAAUCCUCAAUGCACGUAGAUUUGCAUGACAUGUUGUGAAGAAAAAUAUAAAUAGUUGAUUAAAGGGAAUUAAAUUUAACGUGUCAUGUGUAAUGCAUGCAUGAGUAUAGUGUCUUGCUAAUAAUGUAUUGCUUGUGGCUUUAGCCACUAAUGAAGUUAGACGCGGUGUUAUACUGUUAUUAUGAAAAUAAUA
This is a messenger RNA of Andrographis paniculata, 4514 nucleotides long. RefSeq lists its product as uncharacterized. Gene Ontology annotation, biological process: transmembrane transport. The record is from RefSeq and is a predicted model, not a curated record. Lineage: Eukaryota; Viridiplantae; Streptophyta; Magnoliopsida; Lamiales; Acanthaceae. The transcript is spliced from 3 exons. Bases 2028 to 4340 code for a protein of 770 amino acids. Gene Ontology annotation, molecular function: transmembrane transporter activity. Gene Ontology annotation, cellular component: plasma membrane.